Molecule: messenger RNA, 1500 nt
Organism: Blepharisma stoltei
Lineage: Eukaryota; Ciliophora; Heterotrichea; Heterotrichida; Blepharismidae
Source: the annotation of a GenBank genome assembly
AUGAAAUAUCUAUUGGCAAUUUGUCUGUUUAAAGCUGUACUGGGCUGGUGGAGCACAGGCCACAUGAUCGUAACCCAAAUCGCCCAAAUCGUGCUUCAGGCAGAGAACCCUCAAGUACUUAAUAUCGCCAACCAAUAUACAUAAAUGGAGUAUGACGUCCAACCCGUCCUCCCAGUGAUGGUAACCCAUGUAUAUCCGGGCAUGGCUUUCAGGGGAAAUGAGUAUACCCAACAACAUCAGGAGCCUAAAGGCGAUAGGCUUAAGCACAGAUCCGCUGGUUUGUGACCUUUUUCCAACAGCGUCCUAGCCAGUGGAUGCCCGAAAUGGAGCAGGGUGAUUUUUAUCUCAAGCUGCUCUUGAUGGCCCUCCCUGAAUCACGGAAGUGAGUUCUUUCUAGGGAUGAUCUGAAAAUAGGGGGCGACCCUUCCAGAAAAGGGCUCCCAAACGGCCAGGGUAGGAACAGUUGGCGUAAUAAGGGGGAAGGGACUAAGUUAGAAAUAGUGGUGCCCAGCAACGGUUUGCGGACCCAACAGGAGCAACCCACUACCGAAAAACUAGGGGUUUCGUCUUGAGCUCAGAGUUACUAGAUGUGGAAGCCCCCAAUUCGCUUGGGUCAGCGUGCGCCUGGAAGUAGAGACUUUAAAUAACAGCAACUAAUCUAAUAUCGCCAACCAGAUCCUCGAGCCUCUUUACGGGCCGAUGACCCAUGGAAUUUCAAAUAGCUUUGUCGAAAGCGCCUGCUGGCCUGACGACAUCAAAGUCUAUGGGUUCCACGACUUCGACAGCUGGCACUUCACCAACAAACCAUAUGAUUACGAUGGUUUUUUAAAUAUUACUGACUCAGGUGAAGAUGUCAUUUGGGCCCUUAAUCAGUGCAUGAGCACCCUUGGCCUCCUCAAUUACCAAACAGCAAUUUUAGAGAAUGCACUUGCAAUGAGAUUUUUGCUGCACUUUGUAGGGGAUUAUCAUCAGCCUCUUCACGUGACCACCCUGUGGAGCCGGCAAUUCCCUUCAGGCGACCAAGGCGGAAACUUGUUCAAUAUCACGUUUGAUAAGACUGUCACCGAACUCCAUGCACUUUGGGACUCAGUUAUGGGAGAAUGGGAGGUUGACUUAGUCAGACCCCUAACCAGUGAUGGAUGGCAUGACAUCAAUAUGUGGGCUGAGUGGUGCAUGGGCAAUUACACACAGGAGGACCUGGCAGAGGAGCUUGCUGUAUCAAAUAUAACUGACUGGGUGUAUCCAACUUACCAUUUAGGAGUAGAUUAUGCUUAUCAUGGGAUUAAGCCACUUGAAAAACCAUCUGAGGAAUACCUCAAAAAAGGAUGGCAAAUUGCUUUGAGGCAGCUUUCUCUUGGAGGACGUAGACUAGCGCAGUUGCUGAUUAACUUGUUUGGGCAAGAAGAAACUCUAAUCUAUAGACUGAAAAAGUUAUUUUAUUGUUUUUUUAAAUUUUCUGAUAUUAAUUUAGCUUUAUUUUUAGAGACAGGUGUAAGUUAA